AUGAAGUUUGCAUUGUGUUUAUUCUUGGCCUGUUUGAGUGUUAGCUACGCCAGCUCAAAUAAUUGGAAGGACAUAACAACGAGACGUGAGCUUCUCAGAGAGGUCAGAGAUGCGGAAGACAAACUUAUGGUAGUAGAAUUUCACUACACAUGGUGUGGAUUUACCACGAAUAUAGAAUCAGCCUUGAAUAAAUCGGCUCUUAAAUAUCCGGACGUUGUGUUUCUCAAGGUGGAUAUUGAGAAAAGCGAGAGAUUGAGACGACGAUACAGAGUCACGGCUUCACCAACUUUCAUUUAUUUCAAAAAUGGAAAAAAACUGACCAAAUUCGCCGAUGCUAAUGUAUCGAGAUUUGAAAGUGUUCUUAACCAAUAUUCGAACAACGAACAACUCCAACAGUUGAAUUCAACCUCAACCCUUGAAUAUAAUUCACGUCGAGAGCUGCGUCUAAGCCAAACUACAUGCUAUUGGCGCCACACUGAAAUACAUUUGAUUUGCAUUGUACACGUAAGCGGUCGGAGUUCGAACUAUCAAAUUACAACAACAAAUUACACAGAUAGGCGCAUCCCUCGAUUCAC
Sitodiplosis mosellana (orange wheat blossom midge) is the source of this 575-nucleotide messenger RNA. Its product is annotated as thioredoxin-2-like. The record is from RefSeq and is a predicted model, not a curated record. NCBI's taxonomy places the organism in Eukaryota, Metazoa, Arthropoda, Insecta, Diptera, Cecidomyiidae. The annotation marks the transcript as partial. The transcript is spliced from 4 exons.